Molecule: messenger RNA, 591 nt
Organism: Aureobasidium melanogenum CBS 110374
Lineage: Eukaryota; Fungi; Ascomycota; Dothideomycetes; Dothideales; Saccotheciaceae
Product: acyl-CoA N-acyltransferase
Exons: 2
Coding region: 1-591 (196 amino acids)
Molecular function (GO): acyltransferase activity, transferring groups other than amino-acyl groups
Source: RefSeq, a predicted model, not a curated record
AUGGCUGUAUCCACACAGGAGCCUAUCAUCACUGAGCGAUUGAUCCUUCGCCAAAUUCAACCUUCCGAUGCAGAGGCCGUUUUUGCUUUCAUGACUGUACCCUCUGUUCUGAGAUACACCUCGCGAAAACCUCUGACCGAAGUCCACCAAGCAACAACCUAUCUCAGUGAGCGUACCUCAGGUCCCAACAUCUACAACUUCGCCGUAUGCCUAAAGGACUCCGCAAGCACACUCAUUGGUCUUCUCGGCUGCUAUUCCUACCCAGAAAUCGGAUACUUGUUCUCGCCCGCUUAUGCCGGUAAAGGAUAUGCCACUGAGGCUCUACUUACCUUCACUCCUGCAUUGUUCGCUGUCAUGCCAGUAGAGCAGAUAUUCGCAGAAGCCUACGUGGAUACGGAGAACGUUGCUAGUAUUAAAUUGCUAGAGAGAUGUGGUUGGCAGAGGUGGGGAGAAGUGGAACAAGGGGCUUAUACAAGUCCACUUCUGGGGCUCAGGGACAGUGUAUGUUACAGGAUUGCUCGGGAGGGAUAUCAACUGGAGGAUCUGGUGAGCAAAGAGGAGGAGAGGGCCUUUGUACCAGAUCUGCAAUGA